This is a messenger RNA of Candoia aspera, 3491 nucleotides long. Its product is annotated as mothers against decapentaplegic homolog 6-like. Gene Ontology annotation, molecular function: transcription regulator inhibitor activity; I-SMAD binding. The record is from RefSeq and is a predicted model, not a curated record. The transcript has 4 exons. Lineage: Eukaryota; Metazoa; Chordata; Lepidosauria; Squamata; Candoiidae. Gene Ontology annotation, biological process: regulation of transcription by RNA polymerase II; anatomical structure morphogenesis; SMAD protein signal transduction. Bases 109 to 1116 code for a protein of 335 amino acids. Gene Ontology annotation, cellular component: heteromeric SMAD protein complex.
CCCAGCAGAGAAAAGAUCGGGGCAGGAAAUCUGUGGGUUGAGCCGUCCGUUCUCCAGCCGACGGGCAGCAUCCAGUGGAGUCGUCCGCCCUCCCCUCUUACACACCUCAUGUUCCGGUCUCGGCGAGCCAGCUUGGUGCAACGCCUCUGGAGACUGCACUGCGUGACGCCUGGCCUGGACGACAACUGCGGGGCCCUGAAGCCGGUGGCUCAUGCGCUCUUCAAGAAGCUGAAGGACCGGGAGCUCGAGCAGCUGCUGCAGGCCGUCGAGAGCCAGGGGGCCGGGGAGUCCGGCUGCGUCUGGGUCGAGCCCCGCGGCGUCAAGGCUGGCCCGUCAGCUUCACUGCUCCUCUGCCGCCUCUACCGUUGGCCGGACCUGCGCCACCCGCACGAGCUGAAGCGGCUGUGUUUCUGCAAGGCCGCUGGGGGCGAGGGCGCCGUCCACUGUUGCAACCCGCACCAUCUGAGCCGGCUCGCUCUCCCCGACACCCCGCCGCCCCCAUAUUGCAAGAUUGCCCCUUUUGCUGUACCGCUGAAGUGCGCCAAUAUUUUGGACAACAGCUGCCAAAGAUGGCAAGACACGACCCUCUCCCGCUGUUCUCUGAAAGAUGGUUACUGGUGCAAACUGGCGUAUUGGGAGUAUCGCCUGCGGGUAGGAAGGCUCUACCCUGUCCACGACGAGAACAUCUGCAUAUUCUCUAACCUCCCCAACAGCAGCGGGUUCUGCCUGGGCCAGCUCGCUUCCCGAAGCCGCAGCCAAGCUGUCCGGAGGACCCAGGCUAAGAUCGGCCGAGGGCUGUUGCUCAGCCAGGAAUCGGGUGGCGUCUGGGCUUAUAACCGCAGCGAAUACCCCCUCUUUGUCUGUUCCCCCACUCUAGGGCCUGUGGGUAGCUUCUCCCCUGCGGUCCACAAAGUCCUUCCGGGUUACUCCAUCAAAGUGUUUGAUUACGAGCGUGCCACCAGCCUGGCGGCCAGGGGCCAGGGCACCAGCGACGGUCCCCACGAUGGGCACACGGUCCGGAUCAGCUUUGCUAAAGGCUGGGGUCCCUCUUACACCCGCAGAUUUAUUACCUCUUGCCCAUGUUGGCUGGAAGUGUUGCUGAAUGCCCCGAGAUGAAGCAGUCACGGGUGGGGAAGAACAAAAAGGGGACCAUGUAAUAGCACUGCUCCCAACCUAGAUAAUUCAGGGAGGGAAAAAUCUAGCUUCUUUGCUGGAGAGCCGUGGAAGCUUUCAGUGGCUUUUUUUCCUCCUCUUUCUGAAUUCUGGAAUAUAAAUACUCCAGAAAGUAGCCUCAAGCAGGCAAAACAGACGCACUUACCAAGCAGGGGAGAGCACCACUCCGGGCUGCGUAACCCACUUCCCCCAGUUGGUUUAUCUCUCACCAGCCUCGGCCUCAAAUAUCCCCGAAACAGAUCUGCCCCGUCGUUCUGAUUUCAGAGGGACAAAACCGGGCUCGAACGCUCUGGCACCCAGGGAAGUUUCAAAGGCACCAGGUUUCUGGAGCUGAGAUUUUGCAAGUGGGAAGGAGAAAAGAAAAGGAAUUUUCCCCCCCUCCUUUUAUUUUAUUUUUUGGAAAAGACCCAGAGAGAACAUAUUAGACAUUUUACAGCCUUAGGAAAGGUGCAGGACUUGAAGCAGCGUUCCUCAACCUUAGCAACUUGAAGGUGGGUGGGCUUCUGCUCCCAGAAUCCCCCAGCCAGCAUGCUGAGUCAUGCUAAUUCUGGGAGUUGAAGAAUUCUGGUGCUGCCUGGGGAAUUCUGGGAGUGGAAGUCCACCCAUCUUCAAGUUCCCGAGGCUGAGAAACGCGAACUUGGAGGAUCUGCUAAAAGUGAGCAUUUGGUAAUAGGUUAGUGAAAAUGUUUGUGUGUACAACACGUUGCAGAGCAGCUAACAACAGUGACUAUCAGCUAGUGAUUUAAAAAGCUUUAGAAAAGGACGUCAGAAUCUUCCCUAAGUUGGCUCAAAUUCUGGGCUCUGCCGGCCAGAAACGGCCCCUGUUUCACCUUAUUGCACGCAAGUUCCCUUUAGGCAGGAAAUGAUUGCAGCUCGCUGAAGGACAGGCUGCCAAAAGCAUUUGAUCAAGACACCCAUUUUACAGACAAGCCCCAUUGAAGCCAGGAGAGGAAACCCCCUCCUCUGAAUUGCUGCAGAGGGGAUCCAUUUGCAGCACAGAAUCAAAAUCCUCUGCAAAUUGCAAGAAAUCUAGCACCGAUGCUCCUUUCAGCUCGCCACAGUUAGGACCCAAGAAAGGCAAAGGCUAAGAAUAAAACGGCAGCUAAGGAAAAGUUGCUUGGGUUUCUGAAUCACUCGAUCUGUAUCCCAGUGCCCAGUUCUCCCCUCGUCUUUUUUUUUUCCUUUUCUUCUUAGCACUUAAAAUUUUACUCAAAGUGCAUUAAGCGUAACAGUGAUUGGGGGGGGAAAAGUUGGAAUAAUCUUAUCCUAAUGCAAGGAAGGACUCAGGAAAGAGGCAGAAAAAAAUAAGUUUUUGUGUGUUUUUUUCUAGUAGAAGGCAAGUGGGGUGGUUUGGAUUGAAAAGACUGGUGGAGCCGCUGAACAACAGAAAAACGCUGAUUCGAUUGAAAGAGCGGAAAAGAAGGCGAGGGAAGUAGGAAUGGAUGAAAAAGAAUCAGAGUUAAAAAAAGAAAAGAGACAUAGGCUAUAUAAUGCAAAGGUGAUCUGACAAUUUUUAUUUUUUGAGGAAGGAAUUUCAGGCUAUGCAAUACUGUAACCCAGGACCAGAACGGGGUACUCAGGGCACGAAUCCCUCUGACAUACAGGUAGUCCUCGCUUAACAACCAUUUGUUUAGUGAUGGUUCAGACUUACGACGGUAUUUGAAAAACCAACUUAUGACCAGUCCUCACACUUACGGCCAUCUCAGCGUCCCCCUGGUCAUGUGAUCACGAUUUGGGCACUUGGCAACCAGUUCGCAUUUAGGACCAUAGCAGUGUCCUGUGGUCACACGAUCACCAUCUUCAACCUUCCCAGCUGGCUUCUGGCAAGCAAAAUCAAUGGGGAACUGCAUGAUUCACUUAACGACCACAUGGUUCACUUAACAUCUGCCGCAAAAAGAGGUCAUAAAAUUGGGUUGGAUUUGCUUAAUGACCGCUUCACUUAGCAACUGAAGUGCUAGUCCCAGUUGUGGUCAUUAAGUGAGGACUACCUGUAUUUAGUGCAAUGCAAAUUUUUUCAUCCAUUUCAUCUGGCCCCACCAUCCAGCAUUCCUGCAAUCCGUGGUUCUAGCAAACUAGCUAGCCUUAGAAUAACCUUGUCCUCUUCCCUCUGGAGUUUAAGAUUUAAAAUGAGAAGAAAAAGCAUGUUUGGGAUAAUGAAAGAUGAAGGUUUGGGAUCUAGGAGGAAGUCGGUCUAUCACGGGGCAGUUGAAGAAAAUGUCCAGCUUUUGGAUUAAAAGAUCUUAGAUUGUUCUAAACCUUAGUGGGGAAAAGAUGGUGGUUUGAGAGGGAUUGGAGCUUGGAUAGUGAUGUGGGGAAAA